Messenger RNA from Mesorhabditis spiculigera, 984 nucleotides. Lineage: Eukaryota; Metazoa; Nematoda; Chromadorea; Rhabditida; Rhabditidae. The record is from the annotation of a GenBank genome assembly.
AUGACGCCUGGAAAGACCAAGAAGAGCUCCUCGGGCAACGAAUACUUAGCUACGCUCUUCACGGAAAAUACUCUCAACAAGACGAUCGAUCAGCUCAAGGCUGAGUUUGCCGAGGUCCCCAGGCACGUGGGCAAGGACGACAUGCAGGCGUUCCUGAAGAACGGGCCCAAGAAUCGGUCACCGGAUGUGCCAUGCGUCGACAAGUCGCGCGUCAUCCUAAAGCACUACGGCCCCAACUACAUCCAUGCCAACUACGUGCAUCUGUACGGCUCGACUUUCAUCUGCGCGCAGUUGCCGACCAGCGAGACUGUCGCCGACCACUGGCUGAUGAUCAUGCAGGCCGAUUGCGAGUGCAUAGUAACGCUCAGCGACCCCAGUGAAAGCGACAAGUUCACCCCCUACUGGCCGACCCGCGAAAAUCGGAUCAAGAAGCUUGGCGACUUCACGAUCCGAAUGUCGUGUCUGGACCACCACCUGUCGCCCACGCUGCAGGGCUCCGUCACGUGGUCCCAGUACGACGUGUCGCUGGAUGGAAAGGACAUACAACGCAUUGACCACUAUCACUGGACGGACUGGCCGGCGGGUGGGGUGCCCCGAGACUUUGCUGGCCCCAUCGAACUGCUGCUCAAGCCUGUGUCAUACACUAGCAAACCAAUCCUCGUCGAAUCGUUGCUGGGCGUCGGCCGCCCCGGCGUACUGGCCUUGUUGAAGUACGCGCUCGACCGCACCAAACCCCACUACUGCUUUGCCGGGUUUUUGGAUGAAGACCUGCAAUAUCUGCGCGAGUAUCGGGCCCACCUCGUCGAGACGCCUUGGCAGUACAUCUACGUAUGCAUGGCCCUUCUCCAGCACUUCGAACAGAUGCCUGGCCGCGGGUUCACCGACGAGAGGAAGAAGAAGUUCAAGGAUGAAUGGGCGCCCGCCUACCACAAGUUCGCGAAGGAGGCGGAGGCCCAGCUGAAGCGAGAUGCCGCAAAGAAGAAG